Molecule: messenger RNA, 1090 nt
Organism: Suhomyces tanzawaensis NRRL Y-17324
Lineage: Eukaryota; Fungi; Ascomycota; Pichiomycetes; Serinales; Debaryomycetaceae
Gene: PSF1
Product: DNA replication protein
Exons: 1
Coding region: 122-769 (215 amino acids)
Biological process (GO): DNA strand elongation involved in mitotic DNA replication; DNA replication
Cellular component (GO): GINS complex
Source: RefSeq, a predicted model, not a curated record
CUGUCUAUCAGUGUGGAAAUCCAUACUUUCCUUUGCGACAUUGUACGCGUCGCGCACCACCUAACAUCUCGUUAUAGCACCAACAACAUUUUGAUUACACCUUCCAUCCCCACAAACAAGCAUGUACGGAGAUCUUGCCAACAAGCUCAUCCUCGAUGCAAAGCGUACGACCAAUCUUUCGGCACUUCCGUUAUACCAAGGCGAUUUGGUCAAAGAUAUCAUCAAGGAAAUACAGGACCUCAACAAGGACGCAGAAUUCCUCGAAGAGCAGACAGACGAUGGAGACGAACAGCUCAAAAUCAACCAGUGUCAGCUCUUUGUUACCCAUUUGUCAAUGAGGCGAAACAAGCGGUGUUUAUUGGCGUACGAAAGGCUCAGGGCAGAGAAAGUGGCCGAGUUUGCAUGGCUCAACAUCGAUCCAAUAGGCGAUCCCAACGCCACCAAAAGCCAUACUACCAUUGCUGACAAUUACAUUUAUUCUAACUAUACCACACAGCUCUCGUUGGACAACUUGAACCAUGCGGAAGAGGAGUACUUCAAAGCGUACCAGGACUUGAUGUUAGAGUACAAAUCUGCAUUCGCCGACAUCGACUUGUCGGGAGACUUGGAGCCCCCCACGAACAUCUUCAUUGAUGUCAGGGUGUUGAAGGAUGGGGGAGAAGUGCAAACCGAGUACGGCUCCUUCAACUUGAUCAAGGACUCUCAGUUUUACGUCAGAAAAUCAGAUGUGGAGCGUUUGAUCCAACAAGGGUACCUCGAGGAGUUGUAACCGGUUCGCUGCUCCAUAUUAGCCUCCCAUCGACCGGUUUCCGCCCUCUGGUCUUAUAGAUCCCAUCUUAUGUAUCAUGACUGUAAUAAUGCACUAACGUACCAUGUAAGAUGCUGUAAUUUCCAAUCCCUGUCAACAUUAUUCAUCUUUUCCUGCUUCCUCGUUGUUGUCAUUCUUGAGAAGCUUGUCCAAUUGACCCAAUUGCUCGUCCAUUUUCUUUCUACCCAAGUUGGUGUUCUUUUGAUCAACACUGAUGGGCAAGAUCAUCACAUUAUCAUUAUUUUUAUCGUAGACUCCUAUGUUUUCGUCCAUGAACCUCAC